AGAAAGCAGGAAGCACGUCAGAUCCGUUAGUGUUCUCUUCUUCCCAAUUUCAUAGUUAGAUCGCCAUAAAUUCAAGUCAAGAGUCAAAACUUGUUCUUCUCAGAAUUGUUGAGAGCUAGAGAAAACCAAAAAGAUGCAUUCAUUUGGGUACAGAGCCAAUGCCUUGCUUACUUUAGCAGUCACUGUUCUUGCUAUUAUGUGUGCCGUUGCUUCUUUCUCCGAUAAUUUCAAUUCUCCUACUCCAUCCGCUAAAAUUCAGGUGGUUAAUAUCCAAAGGCUUCACAAACUAUCCAAUGGUAAUGACGAGGUCGCGAUGGUGUUGAAUAUAUCUGCAGAUCUCCAGUCAUUGUUUACUUGGAAUACAAAACAGGUGUUUGCAUUUGUUGCUGCUGAGUAUGAAACUACUAAAAAUGCGCUGAAUCAGCUUUCCCUCUGGGAUUCUAUAAUUCAAUCAAAAGAGAAGGCAAAGUUUACAGUUCGUAUCUCAAACAAGUACCGAUUCACCGAUCAGGGGAACAAUUUGCGAGGUAAGGAGUUCAACUUGACAUUGCACUGGCAUGUUAUGCCCAAGACUGGAAAGAUGUUUGCUGACAAAAUAGUGCUACCGGGAUACCGUUUGCCAGAGGAAUACAGAUGAUCCAAUAUCAACUCGGUCUUAGAUUCUGAGGUUAAGAGGCUCGGUUUUUAAGGAUGUACGUUCACAUAAUCACAUCGCUUGUUCAGAUGAUGUCACAAAGUAACGCAAAUAGAGCUUUCAAUUUUCAUUUUAGUUGAAUAGCAAUGGAUUUCUGUAUCAAUGCAAGACGGAAUUCACCUACUGACAUACGACUUAGUUUUACAAUUGCUAAAACAUGGCCAAGAAUUUUGUUAAGGACUUAGUUGAAUUUUGUUGUCUUUAAACCAA
Messenger RNA from Amaranthus tricolor (Joseph's coat), 904 nucleotides. RefSeq names its product signal peptidase complex subunit 3B-like. Gene Ontology annotation, biological process: protein targeting to ER. The transcript is spliced from 6 exons. Gene Ontology annotation, cellular component: signal peptidase complex; membrane. Bases 134 to 637 code for a protein of 167 amino acids. NCBI's taxonomy places the organism in Eukaryota, Viridiplantae, Streptophyta, Magnoliopsida, Caryophyllales, Amaranthaceae. The record is from RefSeq and is a predicted model, not a curated record.